AUGGCGUCCCCCGCCACGGCCUUCACCACCACCGCCUCCAUCGCCUCCUGCCACGGCCGCCUCCUCAAGCUCUCCCACCGCUCGUCCGCCACCCAGACCCCCAUGGCCCUCAACCUCUUCCUCCCCCCCGCCGCCUCGCCCUCCAACCCGGCCCCCCUGCUCAUCUUCCUCUCCGGCCUGACCUGCUCGCCCGACAACUGCGCCGAAAAGGGCUUCCUGCAGGCCCACGCGUCGCCGCUCAACCUCGCCAUCCUCUACCCCGACACGUCCCCGCGCGGCACCCGCCUGCCCGGCGAGCACGCCGCCUGGGACUUUGGCGCCGCCGCCUCCUUCUACCUCGACGCCGAGCGGCCGCCCUGGCGCGCCCACUACCGCAUGGAGACGUACCUGGCCCGCGAGCUGCCGGACCUGCUGUUCCGCCACUUCGCCCAGCUCGACGGGUCGCGCGUCUCCCUGGCCGGCCACUCCGUCGGCGGCCACGGCGCCCUGACCCUGUUCCUGCGCCACCCGGGCCGCUACAGGAGCGUGAGCGCCUUCGCCCCCGUCUGCAACCCGUGCGAGUGCCCGUGGGGGCAAAAGGCCUUUGCGGGGUACCUCGGCGACGACCGCGACCGGUGGAGGCAGCACGACGCGACGGAGCUGGUGCGCCGGUGGGACGGGCCGCUCAACUGCCUGAUUGACGUUGGCACCGAGGACCAAUUCUACAAGGCCGGCCAGCUGCUCCCCGAAAACUUUGCCAGGCAGGUCGAGGCGGCUGGCAUCGACGGCGUCAAGAUCCGCUACCAAGAGGGCUACGACCAUUCGUACUUUUUCGUGUCGACCUUUGGCCGAGACCACGUCCUGCAUGCGGCCAAGGCGCUGGGCCUGGUGUAG
This is a messenger RNA of Ustilaginoidea virens, 873 nucleotides long. RefSeq lists its product as uncharacterized. Gene Ontology annotation, molecular function: S-formylglutathione hydrolase activity. Gene Ontology annotation, cellular component: cytosol. The coding region runs from base 1 to 873 and encodes 290 amino acids. The record is from RefSeq and is a predicted model, not a curated record. NCBI's taxonomy places the organism in Eukaryota, Fungi, Ascomycota, Sordariomycetes, Hypocreales, Clavicipitaceae. Gene Ontology annotation, biological process: formaldehyde catabolic process. The transcript is spliced from 3 exons.